Molecule: messenger RNA, 2010 nt
Organism: Australozyma saopauloensis
Lineage: Eukaryota; Fungi; Ascomycota; Pichiomycetes; Serinales; Metschnikowiaceae
Exons: 1
Coding region: 1-2010 (669 amino acids)
Biological process (GO): eisosome assembly
Source: RefSeq, a predicted model, not a curated record
AUGUCCGUCUACCAAAACAACGGGAAGCCUUUGUCCCAGCAAGCAUUGUACCAACAAAAGUUGCGCCAGGGUGUCUAUGACAGCCCCGGUAAGCCAUCGGUCGGUGUCAGUUCCAACGCUUCUGACACCGCUGCCUUGUUGGCUGCGUCCUCUGAUCUCACUGUGAAGCCAUCCUACGAGAGAACCAAGGCUGCUCCGGAGGCCCACACCGCCGCUUUGGCUGCGAAGAAGUCCGAGACCAAGGCAUGGUCGCGUACCUCAACUGACCCCCACGCUGAUGCCGCUGCUGCCAGCGCCAAGAUCGCUCCAACAUCUUCUGUUGCUCCAGAGUUGGGUCUUCCAGCCGCUUACAACAAGACAUCUGUUUACAACCAAGCCAUGACCAAUUCCACCAAUUCAAUGACAUCUAGAUCGACCCCAGAUAAGUUGGUCUCGAAGCAUGGUUUGGCUGGUAAGCCAGCUGCGCCUGCAGCCCCACUCAACAUCGGUAAGAUCUCCCAAUUGGCUGAUCAAAACUCUUCUCUGUUGAUCAACAAGCGUUUCAACCCUGAGAAUGACUACCGUUCGGGCAUUAACUCCUCGAAAGUGGACCCUUCUGCUGCAACUGCUGCUGCCACAGCUCCAAACUUGAUGAGACAUGGCUCCGGCCACACCGAUGCAGUCUCUUCGCAAAGACGUACUCAAACUUUCCAAGCCUCCGAUGUUGUUGACGCUGCUUUGUUGGCUGCCGCUAGCGCCAAGGCCUCUGAAAGACUCAACUCUAUCAGCCUGGCAUCCGACCUGGACAUCAAACAACGCGCGCAAGUUUAUAGCAAGGCGUUGGCUGCUGCUCAGAGAGAUUCUGAAGCUAGAAUGAAGGACCACAAAUCUGGUAUGGUUGACUUGGGUGGAGGCUUAUCUUUGCCCAUCAGCGAGGUUGAUAAGUUGGCCAACUUGAUCGUUCAACCUGUUUUGGAUGAUCUUGGAACCAAGGCAGAUGCUCAAAGAGACACUGACGCUAAGCAAAAGCGUAAGAAGUUUGAGUUGCUCCAAUUGCACCAGAAAUCCAAGAAAGAAGACGAAGAACGUAAGGUCGCCGAGAAGGCUGAAAGAGAGCAGGCCAAGCAAGAGAGACUUGCUGGUCACGAACAAGACAAGCUCGAAGAAGACGAAAAAGUCAAACAAUUUGAAGCUGAGAAGCUUGCCAUUGUUGGUGAGAAAGAGAAGGAGUUGGAGGAGUUGAAGGCUACUCAUGCUGCUGAGCAAGAAGAGCUUCUCAAGACCAAGACUGAGAACGAGGCGCGUAUUGAAGAAGAGGAGUCGAAGCUUAUCGCCGACCGCAAGGAGGAAUUGGAGAAUAUGCAAGCCGAAAAGGAUGAAAUUCUUCGUCCUGUUAAUGAGGAAUUAGAGGUUGAGACAGGCAAACUCAAUGAAUUGACUGAGCAGAGAGACAGUGUCAAGGCAGAGUAUGAGGAGACCCAAAAACUCAAUGACGAGCGCGCUGCCAAGGUCGCUGAGAUGAAGAAGAAGCUCGAGUCUCUUGCCGAGAGCAUAGAGCAGCACAAUACCUUGCUCCUGGAGAUUAUUCCAAAGCGCGAGGCACUUGAUACUGAGGUUGGCGAGUUGGAGGAAAAGUCAGCUGCGCAAUUGCUCAAUGCUGGUCAAAGCAAGACUGAGCUUGACAAAGACGUCUCAGAUUUGGAGAAGCAAAAAGAAGAGUACACUUCUGCAAAGGCUACUACAAAGAAGGAUAUUUUGGCAGCACACGAGGAGCGUGUCAUUGAUGCACACAAGAUUAACAACGAGUUGCCAGAGCACUUGAAGGAAACCAUCCACGAAGACAAGCUUCUCGACACUGGUUCCUUAUUCUCUGUUGAGAAGAAGAAGCAUGUUGCUGAAGUUCCUGAGGUGAAGCCAGUCAAGGCUGAGCGUGACACUGCCAAGCACAGAAAGAGCUUCCGUGAGAAGUUGUCUGGAAUGAAGCACUCAUUCCUUCCUUCAUCUAAAUCCAGUGAAAACUCUGGUCAAUAA